Messenger RNA from Desarmillaria tabescens, 3433 nucleotides. Its product is annotated as DNA replication factor Dna2-domain-containing protein. Lineage: Eukaryota; Fungi; Basidiomycota; Agaricomycetes; Agaricales; Physalacriaceae. Gene Ontology annotation, cellular component: cytoplasm. Gene Ontology annotation, molecular function: 5'-flap endonuclease activity; helicase activity. The transcript has 10 exons. The record is from RefSeq and is a predicted model, not a curated record. The annotation marks the transcript as partial. Gene Ontology annotation, biological process: replication fork reversal.
AAUGCCUCCUGCGAAACAUACCACCAAUGAGGAGGACGCGUUUAUGCAGGAUUUGUUGUCAGAAUUGGACGAUUCAUUCUGGAACGCGGCCCCUACCCCAGACCCAUCACCAGCGAAGCCCAAGCAGAAAACGCCAAUUAUCGACAAGACGAAGCGACCUAAAGCGCUUUCUACCAAAGAUGUCAAUUUGUCUGAUCUCCUAGAGGGAGCAGAAGAUUGGGAUUUUAACGAUGACUUUCUUACACCUAAGAAGGAUGUGAAAAAGGAGAUUCUGCCUAAACUUCCCCCAAAACCUGCCGAGAAAUCUUUCAAGAGUGCAGCAUGUACACGGUGUGUUGUACAAACCAUUGAAGAGCGCCAAGUUGGCUCUAGACACGAAAAGAACCUCAUAGUGAGAGUGGAUGGCAGCAAGGAGAAGCGUUCAAUUAUUUUACGCGACGAUUGGAUAGUAACUGAUGUUCGUGAAGGCGAUAUCGUCAACGUCAUUGGAGAAUUCACUGUUCUGGGAGAAUCGUCUUCAUCACUCACAUCCUCGAUUGUAGUGUCAUCUAAAAGCAAUCUGAUUAUUCUUCACCCGGACGUGCUCAUUACGGCUACCGCUCUCUCUAACGCUCCUCAGUGUCGCAGGAAACCCUUAAUAUCUUCCCUCGUUCGUUCAUCAUCCGAUUAUACACCUUCUCUCGUUUGGGGCAAUAUGCUUCAUAGCGUGUUGCAGGCAUGUCUUGUCGCAGACCGCUGGGAUGAGAUUUGGGUCGAUGACAAGAUUGAUGAAAUUGUUCGUGGCGGACUCUCGGAUCUUGUCCGCAUCAAUACCAACGUCGACCAAGCGAAACGGGAGGUGAAGGCUCGAGCAAAAGGUCUUCAUGCAUUCUCCGAAAAAUACAUGGCGCCGUCGCCCAAGCCCGGUGCGAACUUGACAAACACUCGAGCAGGUCGUAACGAUGUGUCAUUGCUGGCAAUACCGAAAAUUCUUGAUAUUGAGGAAGAUAUCUGGUGCCCUUCGUACGGUCUGAAGGGUAAACUCGACGCAACCGUGCAGGCGACCAUUUCGGAAACGAAACCGCCGUUCCAUAAACCAGUAAUCACAGAUGGGCCGAAGCCGUUGGAGCUGAAGACCGGACGUGCGAUGGCAGGCAUGGAACAUCGCGCUCAGACUAUGUUAUACAGUCUUCUUGCGGAGGAGCGGUAUGGUUUGGAGGUUUCUUCAGGUCUUCUGUAUUAUACACAGAGCGAAGAAGUUGUUCAGGUUGACGUGAACAGAAAUGAACUUAGGGGGCUUAUCAUGGCGCGAAAUGAAAUGGCCUGCUACAUGGUCCGUCGACAUCAGGAUCCCCCGGAGCCCUUUCUUCCACCGACGCUGGAUGACGAAAGGGUAUGCAAGAGAUGCUAUGUGUUGGACACGUGCAUGUUGUACCGCAAGGCUGUCGAAAAUGUCGAGGACACCAACUCUCCGAUUGCAGAUGCCUACUCCCUCAAGACCUCACAUCUUUUCCCUUCUCAUUCUGCCUUCUUUAAACAAUGGGAGCAUCUCAUAUCUCUCGAAGAAUCAGACUUGGGUCGAUUUAAAAAAGAGCUAUGGACUAUGGGCGCUUCUGAAAGAGAAACUAAAGGCCGCUGCUUUAGCUCCAUGGUCAUCGACCGGACAUAUUGUCCACCGUCUCAGUCACAGGCAUCCAGAGAAACCAAAAUCCAUCAAUAUACCUAUAAAUUCCUUCGUUCUUCCGGCUACAAAACACCCUCCUCCUUUUUAAAUGGAUUCCUCAACGUAGGCGACGCAGUGACGAUUUCCGUAGAACCCCAUCUGCUCGCACUUGCAAGAGGAUUCAUUCUUGAACUCACGCCGACAGACGUCAUCGUCGGGGUUGAUCAUGAUCUGUCCCUACACUCUAUUCGCAAUCGUUUGUCGGCCUUUGGCUCUGCCUCCUCCGAAGUUAUUUUCCGUAUCGACAGAGAUGAGCUCUUUGGCGGUAUGGGCCGUAUUCGCGAGAACCUGGCCCAACUAUUCUAUUUGGGGGGCGAUACUAGGCGGUUGGAACUUGUCGUGGAUUUGAAAUAUCCUUCUUUCAGCGACGAGCCGUUACCUCUCCCUCCAUCUGUCACUCGAUACUCUGCACAUCUCAAUGCCAACCAGAUGCAAGCCAUGGAUAAAGUUCUUUCGGCCGAAGACUACGCUUUGAUCCUUGGGAUGCCCGGGACCGGAAAGACGACCGUUGUUGCGUCUAUAAUAAAAACGGUCGUGGCAAUGGGAAAGACUGUCCUACUAACUUCAUACACUCACUCUGCCGUGGAUAAUAUUCUGUUGAAGCUGAAGGACGUCGAUUUCGGCAUUCUGCGAUUGGGAAACACCGACAAGGUGCAUCCUGAAAUCCGUGCCAUGACGCUAUCCGCAAAACGAGAACCCACUACAGUCGAGCAACUAGAGUUUCAAAUCAUGACACCUCCCGUUGUUGCAACUACUUGUUUGUCCAUCGAUAAGUACGUUCGAAACAAAGAAGCACGUCAAGGAGGAUUGGAUGUAUCACUUUUUCGGCGUCUCUCCGAUGCGCAUCCUCAUUCAGUCGUUGAUCUCGCAUACCAAUAUCGCAUGAAUUCUGACAUAAUGAUGUUAUCCAAUAAACUCAUCUAUGGCGACCGUCUGCGCUGUGGAUCUCAAGCUGUGGCGAACCAUUCUCUGGUCCUCCCAAACUGCGAUUUCCUGAAAAGGAUACACGGAGGAAAGUCGACGUGCCAUCGCAAUGGCUGCUGGAUUGAGCAGCUCAUGUCAGAGAGCUGCAAAGCUGUUUUCGUCGAUACCGAUCUUGUACCCGCCCAGGACUCAAAAGUGGGGGAUCUGGUCCAAAACGAAGUCGAAGCUAGCCUUGUCUACCAGGUGACUGAGACCAUGUUGCGCAGCGGAAUCACUCCAGACCAAAUUGGCAUCAUCUCGCUGUACCGCCAACAAGUAAAGCUCUUGACGCAGAUGCUUCAUGAACAUAAAGGCAUCGAAGUUCUGACGGCUGACCGAAGCCAAGGACGAGACAAAGAUUGUGUUAUCAUUUCGAUGGUGCGCUCCAAUGAUGAUGGUGUGAUCGGUGACCUGGUCAAGGAUUGGAGGCGAAUGAACGUUUCAUUCACUCGAGCUCGGUCAAAGCUUAUCAUUUUUGGAUCGCGCAAGACCUUGCAGGACGCGCCUCUCCUUAAAGAGUUCUUCGCUUUGAUGGAAGGGCAGAACUGGAUCAUGCAAUUGCCGCUUAAAGCAAAUGUCAGUCAUGCGAGAGCAUUUGGUGCUACGACGCCUUCGAAACGCGUUGUCGAGGAUGCUUUCAGUCCAAGGAAGGAGAACGCGAGCAGUAUCAGACCACAGAAGAAAUUGAAGGUGAAGAAAGGUUUAACGGAGGAAGGCCUCUUGCGCAACCGCCCCAUUUUGCGAGACCUAGUAAAUGAUGGACGAUAA